GCCGUCAGUAGUGUUAUCUUCAACUGUGUCAUAUGCCGCAGAUUAAGAGGCAAGCAACAAGAGCAGAUCAUGUCAGAUCUACCAGAAGACAGAAUGUGUACAGACCCUCCUUUCACGUAUGUGGGCCUAGAUGUUUUUGGUCCGUGGCCUGUUACAGUCAGAAAGACACGAGGAGGUCAAGCAGAGGCCAAGAGAUGGGCAGUGAUCUUUACGUGUAUGAGCACUCGUGCCAUACAUAUCGAAGUGAUAGAAGCAAUGGACACUUCAUCUUUCAUUAAUGCUCUGCGCCGUUUCUUUGCCAUGCGAGGUGCUGUUAAACUACUCAGAUCCGACUGCGGCACAAACUUUGUGAGUGCAUGUAGAGAACUCCAAAUCGACAAGAAGGGUUGUCAUAAUGACAAAAUCAACUCGUACCUUGGAGACAGAAGCUGUGAGUGGCAAUUUAACCCUCCACAUGCAUCGCACAUGGCUGGAUCUUGGGAACGCAUGAUUGGCAUCAGUCGGCGGAUCCUUGACGUAAUGCUGCUGCAGCACGGAAAUACAAAGCUCACCCAUGAGGUGUUAGUGACAUUCAUGGCAGAGGUCACUGCAAUAGUCAACUCAAGGCCACUUACUACAGUUUCUGCUGACUCAGAGCAUCCUGAGAUUCUCACUCCUGCCAUGCUACUCACACAAAAGGUCGGUGUGCCCCCAGUUCCACCAGGUCAGUUCCACGAUCAGGACCUGUUUAGAGCGCAAUGGAGACGUGUACAGUAUCUGGCCAAUGUCUUCUGGGGACGAUGGAGGAGAGAGUACCUCAGCGGACUACAGGGUCGUCGCAAGUGGAGGGCACCAAAGCCCAAUCUUCAAAUUGGAGAUGUGGUUCUGCUCAAAGAGGGACAAGAAAACAGGAUUGACUGGCCACUAGGGCUAGUCACAAAAACCUUCCCCAGUCAAGAUGGCAGAGUAAGGAAGAUCGAAGUCAAGAUCAUCCGCAGUGGCGAAUGUAGAGUGUACCUGAGACCCAUCAGUGAAGUCGUCUUACUGGUACCUAAGAGCUAAGUCUGAAAGACUCUUAUUAUCCUUUGUAAUAGUGGGAUUCAGCUUUAGUUGGUGUGACGUCCUGCAGACGUCAGGCGGGGAGUAUUCUGUCCCUCCUGUUAUUUCUAAGGUAUGCUUUUAUAAGUUUGUUAUAUAGCAGGUCAUUAUCAUCCGUUCUGUAAUUAAUUGUAGUAACAUGUCAGAAAAAUAUGUUUAUUCCUGAUCUUGUCUGGUCAAAGCCUGCCAUCUAGUGGGUUUACAGGGUAGCGCCAUGUUUGAGCGCAAGCAGUGAUUUUUCUCCCAGCGCUCGACAGGGAAGGUCCAUUUCUCUGUGUCUCUGUAAAUUCCUGCAUCUGGCGCUCUUGAAAAGGCAUAAUCUUUUUACAAAUGAAAAAUAUGGAUCAGUAAAGCUCUGAAGAAUGCCACACGGUUUCCUGAGUGUUUACUGAAGCCAGUUAAUGUUUAGCUCUCUGCAUAAGCUGGAUAGGGACAUU
Oreochromis aureus is the source of this 1514-nucleotide messenger RNA. RefSeq lists its product as uncharacterized. The record is from RefSeq and is a predicted model, not a curated record. Bases 70 to 1041 code for a protein of 323 amino acids. Gene Ontology annotation, biological process: DNA integration. The transcript has 2 exons. Gene Ontology annotation, molecular function: nucleic acid binding. Lineage: Eukaryota; Metazoa; Chordata; Actinopteri; Cichliformes; Cichlidae.